GCGCGGCGCCACCUCAGAGUGUCUGGGUGUGGACGCCCCUGGCUCCUCCCACAUGUCAAGUCACAGCGGGGAGCUGCGGAUCCUGAGCGUUUACGGACAAGGGGAGGGCCCACUGGCGGUGGAUGGUUGGUGGAAGGUUUCUCCCAACAAUGCCAAUAUGAUCGUACACAUGAGGACCCGACCAGACGAGAAGCCGUACGGGUGUGACCAAUGCACGAAGAGCUUCAGUCUAAGUGAACACCUGAAGGGCCACAUGAAGACUCACACCGGGGAGAUGCCCUACAAGUGUGACCAAUGCACGAAGCGCUUCAGUCAUGGCGGCAACCUGAAGAACCACCUGAGGACUCACACCGGCGAGAAGCCCUACAAGUGUGACCAAUGCACGAAGCGCUUCAGUCGGACAAGCAACCUGAAGACCCACAUGAGGACUCACUCCGGCGAGAUGCCCUACAAGUGUGACCAAUGCACGAAGCGCUUCAGUCAUGGCGGCAACCUGAAGAACCACCUGAGGACUCACAACGGCGAGAAGCCCUACAAGUGUGACCAAUGCACGAAGCGCUUCAGUCGGACAAGCAACCUGAAGACCCACAUGAGGACUCACUCCGGCGAGAAGCCCUACAGGUGUGACCAAUGCACGAAGGGCUUCAUUGUGAAAGGCACCCUGAAGAUCCACAUGAAGACUCACACCGGGGAGAAACCCUACAGCUGUGACCAUUGCAAAAAGCGCUUCGCUCGGCAUGGCUACCUGAACGUCCACAUGAGGACUCACUCCGGCGAGAAGCCCUACAAGUGUGACCAAUGCACGAAGCGCUUCAGUCAAACAAGCCACCUGAAGAGCCACAUGAUGACUCACUCCGGCGAGAAGCCCUACAGGUGUGACCAAUCCCCGAAGCGCUUCAGUCAAACAAGCCACCUGAAGAGCCACAUGAUGACUCACUCCGGCGAGAUGCCCUACAAGUGUGACCAAUGCACGAAGCGCUUCAGUUGGACAAGCAGCCUGAAGACCCACAUGAGGACUCACUCCGGCGAGAUGCCCUACAAGUGUGACCAAUGCACGAAGCGCUUCAGUCAUGGCGGCAACCUGAAGAACCACCUGAGGACUCACACCGGCGAGAAGCCCUACAAGUGUGACCAAUGCACGAAGCGCUUCAGUCGGCAUGGCGACCUGAACGUCCACAUGAGGACUCACUCCGGCGAGAAGCCCUACAAGUGUGACCAAUGCCCGAAGCGCUUCAGUCAAACAAGCAACCUGAAGGGCCACAUGAAGACUCACACCGGGGAGAUGCCCUACAAGUGUGACCAAUGCACGAAGCGCUUCAGUCGGACAAGCAACCUGAAGACCCACAUGAGGACUCACUCCGGCGAGAUGCCCUACAAGUGUGACCAAUGCACGAAGCGCUUCAGUCAUGGCGGCAACCUGAAGAACCACCUGAGGACUCACACCGGCGAGAAGCCCUACAAGUGUGACCAAUGCACGAAGCGCUUCAGUCGGACAAGCCACCUGAAGAUCCACCUGAGGACUCACUCUGGGGAGAAGCCCUACAAGUGUGACCAAUGCACGAUGCGCUUCAGUCAGACAUGCCACCUGAAGGACCACAUGAAGACUCACACCGGGGAGAAACCCUACAGCUGUGACCAUUGCAAAAAGCGCUUCGCUCGGCAUGGCUACCUGAACGUCCACAUGAGGACUCACUCCGGCGAGAAGCCCUACAAGUGUGACCAAUGCACGAAGCGCUUCAGUCGGACAAGCCACCUGAAGAGCCACAUGAUGACUCACUCCGGCGAGAAGCCCUACAGGUGUGACCAAUGCCCGAAGCGCUUCAGUCAAACAAGCCACCUGAAGAGCCACAUGAUGACUCACUCCGGCGAGAUGCCCUACAAGUGUGACCAAUGCACGAAGCGCUUCAGUUGGACAAGCAGCCUGAAGACCCACAUGAGGACUCACUCCGGCGAGAUGCCCUACAAGUGUGACCAAUGCACGAAGCGCUUCAGUCAUGGCGGCAACCUGAAGAAGCACCUGAGGACUCACACCGGCGAGAAGCCCUACAAGUGUGACCAAUGCACGAAGCGCUUCAGUCUAAGUGAACACCUGAAGGGCCACAUGAAGACUCACACCGGGGAGAAACCCUACAGCUGUGACCAUUGCAAAAAGCGCUUCGCUCGGCAUGACAACCUGAAGGUCCACAUGAGGACUCACUCCGGCGAGAUGCCCUACAAGUGUGACCAAUGCACGAAGCGCUUCAGUCAUGGCGGCAACCUGAAGAAGCACCUGAGGACUCACACCGGCGAGAUGCCCUACAAGUGUGACCAAUGCACGAAGCGCUUCAGUCGGACAAGCAGCCUGAAGACCCACAUGAGGACUCACCUCGGCGAGAAGCCCUACAGGUGUGACCAAUGCCCGAAGCGCUUCAGUCAAACAAGCAACCUGAAGAGCCACAUGAUGACUCACUCCGGCGAGAUGCCCUACAAGUGUGACCAAUGCACGAAGCGCUUCAGUCGGACAAGCAGCCUGAAGACCCACAUGAGGACUCACUCCGGCGAGAUGCCCUACAAGUGUGACCAAUGCACGAAGCGCUUCAGUCAUGGCGGCAACCUGAAGAAGCACCUGAGGACUCACACCGGCGAGAAGCCCUACAAGUGUGACCAAUGCACGAAGCGCUUCAGUCUAAGUGAACACCUGAAGGGCCACAUGAAGACUCACACCGGGGAGAAACCCUACAGCUGUGACCAUUGCAAAAAGCGCUUCGCUCGGCAUGGCGACCUGAACGUCCACAUGAGGACUCACUCCGGCGAGAUGCCCUACAAGUGUGACCAAUGCACGAAGCGCUUCAGUCGGACAAGCAACCUGAAGACCCACAUGAGGACUCACUCCGGCGAGAUGCCCUACAAGUGUGACCAAUGCACGAAGCGCUUCAGUCAUGGCGGCAACCUGAAGAACCACAUGAGGACUCACUCCGGCGAGAUGCCCUACAAGUGUGACCAAUGCACGAUGCGCUUCAGUGUGAAAGGCCACCUGAAGAUCCACAUGAGAACUCACACCGGCGAGAAGCCCUACAGGUGUGACCAAUGCACGAAGGGCUUCAUUGUGAAAGGCACCCUGAAGAUCCACAUGAGGACUCACUCCGGUUAGAAGCCCUGCCUGUUAGUGCAUUGCAACGCCAGCUACAGCGACCCAAGCAAUUUGAGUGUGCACAUGCUUAAGCACACGGGCAAUGGGGUGCUUUCACACAGGGUAACGGGGCGCUUUGAUUGAGAGCUCUGUCCGGUAUUUGUCGAAAUUAAUGCUUUUAGUUUUUCUUUUCAUCAGGAUUAAACAUUUUCCAGCUUUUGA
Gadus macrocephalus (Pacific cod) is the source of this 3331-nucleotide messenger RNA. Its product is annotated as zinc finger protein 208-like. The record is from RefSeq and is a predicted model, not a curated record. Gene Ontology annotation, cellular component: nucleus. Gene Ontology annotation, molecular function: RNA polymerase II transcription regulatory region sequence-specific DNA binding; DNA-binding transcription factor activity, RNA polymerase II-specific. Bases 53 to 3130 code for a protein of 1025 amino acids. The transcript is spliced from 3 exons. Gene Ontology annotation, biological process: regulation of transcription by RNA polymerase II. Lineage: Eukaryota; Metazoa; Chordata; Actinopteri; Gadiformes; Gadidae.